Molecule: messenger RNA, 252 nt
Organism: Arabis nemorensis
Lineage: Eukaryota; Viridiplantae; Streptophyta; Magnoliopsida; Brassicales; Brassicaceae
Source: the annotation of a GenBank genome assembly
AUGGACAAGAGCAUCAGCAUCGGCACAAGCGCUUCAAUCACCUCCAACGUAACCACGACGACGACCUCCAUGGAGAAGAUCGAUCAGGUGGCGAGCUGGGUCAGCGCCUCAAUCAUCUCCGCUUUCUUCUCCUCUCUCGAACGAUGCGCCUGCGUCAAUCUCUCCACCUCUCACGAUGAAGACGAUGACGAGGAGUCUUACCACCGUCCCCUUGCUCUCUCCGCCGCUCCUCAUCCAAACGACACCGUUUAG